Cotesia glomerata is the source of this 1541-nucleotide messenger RNA. RefSeq lists its product as uncharacterized. The record is from RefSeq and is a predicted model, not a curated record. Bases 171 to 1541 code for a protein of 456 amino acids. The transcript has 4 exons. NCBI's taxonomy places the organism in Eukaryota, Metazoa, Arthropoda, Insecta, Hymenoptera, Braconidae.
UUUUUUAUGCCACAUUUUACUGAAAAUAAUUAAAAGUGAAACAAAUUUUUGUGAAAUGUUUUUCUAAUUUUAAAGUGAAUGUGUUUGGAGGUUAUGAACAUGUCAAUGUUGUUUUAAUACUAAGACUUUUGGGAAGCAUCAGUUCAACAAUUUAGUUAGUGAAUAUCAACAUGUCAAGAAAAAUGCCUCGACGAAAAGUGGAUCUUGGUUUUAGUGAAGCACGGUCUGAUAAUUUACCACGAGUUGAUGCAUUCAUGGUUGCAACUUAUCUCGCCACAAAUUCUGAUUUUGUAUCAGCAGAAAUGAAAGGAGCAAAAGCUAGCCUAUCUGGGAGAAAGUCAUAUGGAGAUGCAGCCAUUGCAUAUGUACAAGUUAAGCUUCAGGGACCUGAAUGUACUCUCAAAUGUCUUAUUUGUCCUGAACACAGAGUACAUAAUAAAUCAUAUAGAGUGACUGUAGUUUUAAAUAUUGUUGAUGAAGAAAUUUUAUCGAUUCAGUGUCAUGAUUGUGCCGCAUCGUUAGGUGGAUGUAAGCACUCCAUAGCAUUUUUGAUGUGGCUACACAGACGAUCUGAAGAACCAUCUCCAACUGAUAUUGAAAGUUACUGGCGUAAAUCAGUUUUAUCUCAAGUUGGGUCAGCAAUCAAAUUUAUUCGAGUAAAAGAUUUUGCUUCUGAUACAAAUACUACUGCUGUACCUAAGUCUUUUAAUACAUUGCAAGAAUUUGUCAAUAGAACAAAACAAAAAAAUGUACAGAGCCAAAUCUUGCAGUAUUUCAACUCUGAGAAUACUGAAAAAAGUCUUUCAAUACACAAUUUAUUAGUGGACUUUAUUAAUUUAGGAGGAAUAUCAUGUGAUGAUUUCUUACAGUUUAGUGUAAAUCGAAUGUCUCCUGACUUGUGUGAUAAUAUAGAAAAAGAAACUCAAAAUCAAGCAGAUUGUGACUUUUGGUUCUCAUUGCGGUAUGGGCGAAUAACAGCAUCGAAAGCUUAUGAAGCAUCUCGCUGUAAUACACCUAAUGGAACAUUAGUAGAGUUGCUUGUUGGAGGCCAAAAACUACGUAAUACAAAAGCUAUGGAACGAGGUAAAGAGCUGGAAGCUACGGUUUUACAACAAGUUGAGCAGAAGUUGAAGCGUAAAUUCCAAAAGUGUGGUUUAUUCUUAUCCAAAGAUUACCCAUACUUAGGAGCUUCUCCAGAUGCAAUAGAUGACCAAUUCGUGGUAGAAAUUAAAUGCCUGGCGUCAGAAAAAAGCUUUCACACUUAUAUUGACACUGCAAAUUAUAAUAAAAUUUCAAUGAAAUAUAUUACUCAAAUGCAGAUGCAAAUGCUUUUCACAGGAAGAAAAAAAGCAAUGUUUAUCGUAGCAGACCCAACUUUUGAAGAAACACGACAAUUCAAAUCUCUUAUCAUUGAUUAUGACUCACAACUAGUUGAAAAAUUACUAAAAGAUCUAAACCAGGUCAAUGAUUGUUUGACAGGAUCUGUUGACUUUUCAAUUUCAAUUUCUAAACAAUCAAUGAUUGAUUCUACUGCUGCAUAA